This is a messenger RNA of Saccostrea cuccullata (small rock oyster), 1688 nucleotides long. RefSeq names its product thyrotropin-releasing hormone receptor-like. Gene Ontology annotation, molecular function: G protein-coupled serotonin receptor activity; neurotransmitter receptor activity. The coding region runs from base 66 to 1001 and encodes 311 amino acids. Gene Ontology annotation, cellular component: dendrite; plasma membrane. The record is from RefSeq and is a predicted model, not a curated record. The transcript has 5 exons. NCBI's taxonomy places the organism in Eukaryota, Metazoa, Mollusca, Bivalvia, Ostreida, Ostreidae. Gene Ontology annotation, biological process: G protein-coupled receptor signaling pathway, coupled to cyclic nucleotide second messenger; chemical synaptic transmission.
AGACAUUGAUCCAGAAGAACCACACACAUCUGAAGAUCCUGGGAUGUCCUUUUACAUCUAUUAUUAUGGGAUGUUUUUUUAUAAUUACGUGCAUUAUCAUACCCGGGAAUAUCCUGGUUAUCAGAGCUGUAAUGAGGAAUCCCCACCUCCGCACGCCAUGUAAUAUUUACAUUGUGAGCUUGGCUGUUACAGAUCUACUUCUUGGAGUAAUGUAUCCUUUAUACAAUGUUGCUCAUCUAGAACACGUACCGGAAGUCAGUCGUCUGUUGGGUCAGUGGAGUGUGUGUCGUUUCUUGUUGACUGAGGUGUAUGCCUUGGGUAUUAGCUGUUCUUAUCACUUAGUAGCCAUCACUGUUACCAGAUAUGUCGCCAUCUUUUACCCAUUACGGUAUCAAAGCUACGUUACAACCAAAUCCACAAAGUACACCAUUUUUACUAUCUGGGUCCUAUCCCAUUGUACUUGCGUUUUGAUGUUUACUCUUUAUAAGCCAGAGAAAUACAGCAGCAGAUAUGUUGGUGUUUGCCGCUAUGAGCUGAUCUUCUCUGUAACACAUGCAAUAAUACUCCUUACUAUCCAGGUUUUUCUACCUGUCCUAAUCAUGUUGACUCUUUAUGCUAGAAUCGUCAGAGUUGCAAGACAUCAGGCAAAGGCUAUAGCUCUUCAAGAACGAGUGCUGAGAAAUAAAUGUGAUAGAUCAAGUAAUGCAUUUAAUUUCAUUCGCCGACAAGAACUGAAAUCUACAGUAAUGGUGUCUGUUUUGUUGGGCUUCUUCAUAAGUGUAUGGACGCCGAUGAUAAUACUUUUUUUCCAUCAAAUAACUUGUGUUGAAAAUUGCGUUCAAUCUCCAUUUAUAAGAGCUACUUGUCGAAUUCUUCUGUAUAUGAACUCGGCUGUAAACGUAUUUAUUUACGCAGGCCGACUACCAGAAUUUCGAAAAAGCAUUCAAAAAGACAUAACAAAGCUACAAAAAUAUUUGUGUUUUUGUAGACAGGAGUUUUGAAAUGAUUUCAGAUUUGUAAACAUUAAAACUGGUUUUAAAAAAUUAGUUAAAACUGUGUCCACGCCCCUUUAAAAUAAGCUUAAAAAUACACUCGACUCAUAAGCAAUUGUGUACGAUUUGUGGCGUGAAAGAAACCGAAUCGGAACUUGUGACAUUCUUCUUAUUUAAUACAACCCUGUAGAAUUUAUCUAGAUGUGUGAUUGUUGUUUAACAUCUCUCUCCAUUUUGUUUUUUUAAUAUUGAGACACUAACUCUAGCCGAUAAGGCUGUCCAUUCAGUUAAGGGUCUUUUUUAUGCCAAAACCGUCUGGGACACGGGAUCCUGCUUCAUUCAGUCUCGCCCAAAGGGACGGUCACCAAAUCCUGCAGGGAUAAGCAAGGAUAAAAAUUCAGCAGACGCUUUACCCAUUGCGCCACGAGGACCAUAACAUGUAUUUCUUAAAGGAAAGAUUGAAAAAAAAAAUUGUUAAGUUUUAUGCAAAUAUUAUAACAAAACUGUUUUUAUUGUUGUAAAACAAAUGAUUAAACUAACUUAGACAUUGUAUAUUUUCAAGUCAUGAACAAUUAAGGAGUGUAAAAAAUGUAAUUAAUUUAAAUGUAACAAUAAAUAAUGUGAUUCUUGUUAUGAACUAUCAUUUUCAUACAUAAAUAUCUUUCUGUAUGAUUAAUGAUUGAACAUUAAAGAGAU